Lindgomyces ingoldianus is the source of this 1329-nucleotide messenger RNA. RefSeq lists its product as uncharacterized. Lineage: Eukaryota; Fungi; Ascomycota; Dothideomycetes; Pleosporales; Lindgomycetaceae. The coding region runs from base 477 to 1064 and encodes 195 amino acids. The record is from RefSeq and is a predicted model, not a curated record. The transcript has 2 exons.
GGGCUGAUGGAUGGGGCGUGUAUUAUGUCUGAAAUGGAUAUGGAUAGAAUAUGGGUACCCGCCUUCUAGUCUAGUCCAGUUCUGCUAGAGUAAGACGUGCUAUGAUAUACGGAACUCAAAAGCUACUUUCCCCAAAACGAGAGACUUGAUCCAGCCCGACCCAUGGAUACAAAGGAAAGGCUGAGGAAUGAUGGCGGAUGAAGGGAAGAGCAUGGCCUUGCAGGGGAAGAUCAACAGCUACAGUAUUUUCCGCACACCCCUCAUCGGAGACAGUUAAACUCACAAUCUAUUAUCCACUGCAUCAGCACAGCAAAGUGCACCGCAUAGAAUUCCAGCAGAAGCGAUACAGAGAGCAAGAAGGUGAGUCUAUAUGUACGUGUUCAAGGUUUAUAUUUCAACUAUCCACCCGCCUGAAUACUCCCACCACCUUAUCCCAUCCGUUAAUUGUCAUAUUACCAUGAAAGGAGCGUUGUCGAAUGAAGCAAGUAUUGGCAAUUUUUUUCGUCUUUUCGGUUGAGUUCAAACGUGUUUCAUAUGAAGGACAGGCUAUCGAAUCGAAGUAUAAUGUAGGGGCAAGGAAAGGCGUGUUCGAGAGCGAGAGACGAUGUUAUCUUCGAGUCUGGUUUAGUGGGAUGAGGAAUAGACUGACUGACUUAUUUUCCGCAGUUGCAGGCACCCUGAGCGCAUCCGCAGUCGGCGCAAGUGCAGCCCUCAGUUCCGCAGCCAGGCAUUUUCAAAAGAAGGAUUGGUGUUGGUUUUGGGUUUUGUAUUUAGCUGUGUUGGUAUUGGUAUUGGUUGCUCGUUACUUUGCUUCGGUGAGGUGUGAACGAAGAGGGGCAAAGCGGGGUCUUUAUCUCUCCUCCAGCAAGCCUCCCAAUGUAAGAAGUGACCCAACAAGGCAGCGGACACACCCGAUAACAGCAAGAGACCCCGUUUUCGGCACCUUGUAUGCCGAUACCCGCGCUCGACGCCUGCGCUUGGGACUAUCCAGGUCGGCACCAGCCUAUCUUAAGCUCGGAGACGCGAGCACAGGCAUGCUCAUGGUGGGCAACAUCCAUGGCUGACUUCGAGAUCAAUGGCUUAGAGGAGAGCUAAGCAUGCGUUAUACCCUGUUUGCGCAAGUUUCGUGGGGAUUGAAUCUGCUUCUCGGUAAGAUGGGUGUUGCGGCUUGCCGCAUUCGGCAUAGAUGGUAGCUAGAGGAGAGCGUGAUGUGAUGGGUGAGUGCAUUGUGCGGAAUUCUGGGCAAUGAAAGAGGCGAGAAAAAUGAAGUUUGGGAGGGACAUGGGAGUCGGGAGUUGGGAGUUAGGCUUGGGAUUGGAGAGCUGUGUG